AUGAUGAUGAUGAUGAUGAUGAUGAUGAUGAUGAUGAUGAUGAUGAUGAUGAUGAUGAUGAUGAUGAAGAUGAUGGUGGAGAUGAUGAUGGAGGCGAUGGAGAUGGUGGUUAUGGUGGAGAUGAUGGUGGAGAUGAUGGCUGCCAGGUCGAUGAUAAACCGAGUCCAAGAAAUGGAGAACAGAGGAAGGAGCGACAUCGCUGCCUUCAGCAAGCACGAUUUCGGGCAAGAGGGAGAAAGGCAGGAACAGGAGGAGGUGCAGGUGCAGGAGGAGGAGGAGGCAGAGCAACAAGAUGAUCGGGCUUCAUCAUGCAUGUGUCCUCACCUGCUGGUUCCAGCGGUACAUCCUCCUCUUCUUGUCCUUCCCUGCACUGAUGGAGGCGCGAGAAUAGGCAUGGGGAUGGAGCUUGAAGCAAAAGACGCGCAAGGAGGGGGAGCUGGAGCAGGGACGUUGCGCUUGCGACGGAAGGAAGAGGACAGUGACGAGCUGCUCAGCUUCAGCGGAGGCUUCGACGCUGUUGUGACCUCCUUCUUCCUCGAUGCCACUGAGGAUGCGACGGAUGUCAUGAUGGUCAUCAAGAGCGUGCUCAAGAGGGGAGGGAGCUGGAUCAAUGUGGGACCGCUGCUCUACCAUCCUCACUCCACCAUACUGCUUGACGAGGAAGAACUGACACAGGUUUUGAUGGCGAUGGGGUUUGAGAUGGUCUCCUUUACGAGGCUGAGAGAGGACUGGGGGAAUGAUCUUUCACUCAGAGGACAAGACCUUCAGGUCAUCUCCUUUGCAGCAAAGCUGGUGCAAGAUUGA
This is a messenger RNA of Guillardia theta CCMP2712, 804 nucleotides long. RefSeq lists its product as hypothetical. The record is from RefSeq and is a predicted model, not a curated record. NCBI's taxonomy places the organism in Eukaryota, Cryptophyceae, Pyrenomonadales, Geminigeraceae. Gene Ontology annotation, molecular function: S-adenosylmethionine-dependent methyltransferase activity. The transcript is spliced from 8 exons. The coding region runs from base 1 to 804 and encodes 267 amino acids.